Prunus persica (peach) is the source of this 2776-nucleotide messenger RNA. RefSeq names its product LRR receptor-like serine/threonine-protein kinase GSO1. Bases 34 to 2754 code for a protein of 906 amino acids. The transcript has a single exon. Gene Ontology annotation, molecular function: protein binding. The record is from RefSeq and is a predicted model, not a curated record. NCBI's taxonomy places the organism in Eukaryota, Viridiplantae, Streptophyta, Magnoliopsida, Rosales, Rosaceae.
CUCACAGAGUAAGUAUUUGAUAUAAUUUAGCUCAUGAAUAUGGGUAGCACUGUUGUCAGGUUUCUAAGCAUUGCAACCUUAUUUACCAUUUGCUUAUUAUUAUGCAAUGCAAACCUGAGUGCGCCUUGCAAACAAAAUGAGAGACAAGCACUUUUGAUGUUCAAGCACGAUCUUGAAGAUCCUUCAAAUCGGCUUUCAUCUUGGGUUGGCAAAGGAGACUGUUGUAAUUGGACGGGAGUUGUCUGCGACAAUUUAACAGUUCAUGUCCGCGAGCUACACCUUGCCGGACAUGUGGACAUGUUAAGUGGUAAGAUAAAUCAAUCUCUACUCAAUUUAAAGCAUCUUACCUACUUGGAUCUAAGCAACAAUGAUUUUCAAGGAAUGCAGAUUCCUAGCUUCUUAGGUUCUCUCAAAAGUUUAAGAUAUCUUAACCUCUCACACUCGUGGUUCGUCGGAUUAAUUCCUCAUCAAUUGGGAAAUCUAACGAGUCUACAGGUUCUUGAUCUGGGCAAUCCCCCAUAUUCGGAGAUUUACUCCCUUUUGGAGGUUGAGAGCCUUCAAUGGAUUUCUGGUCUCUCUCAAUUGCAACACUUGGACAUGAGUGGUGCAAAUCUUAGCAAAGCAUCUGAUUGGUUGCGGGUGACAAACACACUCCCGUCUUUGGUAGAGAACUUGGAUAUGUCUUUUUGUGGACUUUAUCACAUACCUGGUGGUAUUGCCAACAUGACUAAUCUUAAAUUCCUUAAUCUCGGGUACAACUCUAUCAGUUCUACUAUACCUAAAUGGUUGUACAGGCUUAGCCAUCUCCAGUCCCUAAGUCUUUCCUACAAUUCUUUUCAUGGUGAGAUCUCGUCUUCCCUUGGAAACCUCACAUCCAUUGUCAAUCUUGACUUAUCUUUUAAUCAAGUUGCAGGGAAUAUCCCAAACUCUUUGGGAAAUCUUUGUAAGUUGACUACUCUUGAUAUGUCGGAGAACAAUCUCAACGGAAGCGUGUCAGAAAUUUUUGAACGUUUUUCUAGGUGUAGUUCAGUUCAAAUAGAGUCAUUGAGUCUAUCAUGGAACAAUCUUUCUGGCCAUUUAACAGAUAAGCUUGAUCAUUUUGAAAAGUUGCGCCUCCUUGAUCUUGCUAAUAACUCAAUAUCAGGUCCCCUUCCACCGUCCUUUGGCAAUCUGUCAUGCCUAGAAGUUGUGACAAUUGAUGAUAAUAAUUUUACAGGUGUUGUCUCUCAACUACAUUUCACUAAUCUUACAAAAUUGGUGCGAUUUGAAGCAAGUGGAAACUCAUUGACUCUUGAAACUACUCCACACUGGCUUCCUCCAUUUCAACUUAAAAUUUUGGUUUUAAAUUCUUGGCAUCUGGAGCCAUCGGAAUUGCCCAUGUGGCUUCAGAGUCAAACGCAGUUGCAGCUUCUUAGCAUGUCCAACACAAGAAUUUCAGGUACCAUUAUGACUUGGUUUUGGAACUUUUCUUCCCAAUUAACGUAUAUUGAUCUCUCUGAAAAUAAAUUUUAUGGUUCAUUACCUCUUGUUUCAUCAACAGUAGAUACACUAGAUCUUUCCAACUCAUCGUUUUCUGGAACGCUCUUUCACUUCUUCUGUAAUAAUAAUAGUGAACCAAAGGCACUUUUUGCUCUUCAUCUGGGCAACAAUCUUCUAUCUGGAAAAAUUCCUGACUGUUUCAGAAACUGGAAAAACUUGGUACAUUUAAAUUUAGAGAGCAACAAUUUAAUUGGGAAUAUUCCAAGGUCUUUGGGCUACUUAAUCUUCCUCGAAUACUUGCACUUGCGCAAUAAUCACUUGCAUGGGGAGUUGCCUCCAUAUCUAAAGAAAUGUACAGAAUUGACUAUUCUUGACCUUAGUUACAAUAAAUUUCUAGGAAAGAUACCAAUGUGGAUUGGAACAAGCCUUUCAAAUUUGGCGGUUCUUAGCCUUCGUUCAAAUCAGUUUCAUGGCCACAUUCCGUACAAACUUUGCAAUCUCACAUAUCUCCAAAUAUUGGACCUCGCACAUAACAAUCUCUCAGGAAGAAUGCCAAGGUGUUUGUACAAUUUUACAGCAAUGACCACCCCAGAUGAUACCCGUUUAGGCUUUGAUCCUGUAAUUUAUGGUGUGGGCCAAAGAGAGAAUGCAAACGUGGUGACAAAAGGCAGAGUAGUGAAAUAUGGGAACAUUCUUCUUAGCUUGGUAAUUAGUUUGGACCUUUCAGACAACAUUAUCUCUGGAGAAAUCCCUGAAGAACUUACCAGCCUCAUCUACUUGCAGUCGGUGAAUUUGUCUUACAAUCUUUUGAGUGGAAGAAUCCCUCCCAAGAUUGGUGAUAUGAGACGGUUAGAAUCUCUUGAUUUGUCCAUGAAUCAACUUUGUGGUCAAAUUGCUCCAAGUAUGUCAAGUUUGACAUUUCUCAGUGCCUUGAACUUGUCCUACAAUAAUUUGACAGGCGAGAUUCCGAAAAGCACUCAACUUCAGAGUUUGGAUCAAUCCAGUUUUAUUGGUAAUAAACUUUGUGGCCCUCCACUUGAAGUGAACUGCAGUAAUACCAACGGGACAGUACCAUCAGUAGCAGAUCAGAAACAUGGAGGAAGUGAUUUGCUUGAAGACGGCUGGUUCUAUCUGAGCUUGGGACUAGGAUUUCUGUUCGGUUUUUGGAGUGUUCUUGGCUCGUUGUUGUUGAACUUGCCAUGGAGCAUUGUCUUUUCUCGGUUCCAAAAUAGCAUUGUAAAGAAGCUUUAUGGGGUAAUUGUUGAAUAUUUUUAACUAUUUCUGCAGGUAGAUUAAC